Triplophysa dalaica is the source of this 3459-nucleotide messenger RNA. RefSeq names its product anoctamin 11 (gene ano11). Lineage: Eukaryota; Metazoa; Chordata; Actinopteri; Cypriniformes; Nemacheilidae. Gene Ontology annotation, molecular function: protein dimerization activity; chloride channel activity. The record is from RefSeq and is a predicted model, not a curated record. Gene Ontology annotation, biological process: chloride transmembrane transport. The transcript is spliced from 23 exons. The coding region runs from base 239 to 2929 and encodes 896 amino acids. Gene Ontology annotation, cellular component: plasma membrane.
CACUUAGUACAUUUCUUCUGGUUCUGUCUCCUCUCAUCCGUCUCUUCCUCUGGCAAAAUGCAUUACCACUUUUAUCUCAAAUGUAAUUUCUGUGCAUAAUUUAUUGGAGGCUGAUGUUCUCCAGGAGUGCCUGAACCGGAACGUGGGAUAGCGUGUGCUUAUAGACGUCUUGUAUGGGAGUUUAGCUACCUCGUCUCUGCUAGUUCCACCUCAGCGUCUGGUUCUGUCUGGGAUCCUCAUGCUGAAAAAAAGGAACCCUGAGGGGCUUCUGGAUCGGGAGGUUCUGCUGGAUCUGGACUGUAGUGGAGACACGCAUGGUUCCGACAGUUAUGGAAGCCUGAACAAUGGGGGGUUCAUCCCUCCCAGAUAUUUAAACACUGCAGCUGGUGACGAUUACGAUGACCCCAUCUUUGUUCAUUGCGAGAGGACUGAAAGCCCACCUGCACGGCCCCCCGGCAACUACUUCAGAGAUGGCAAAAGCAAAAUAGACUUUGUGUUGGUGUGGGAGGUAAAGGUACGACGCAAACGCAGAAGUCGGGGGCAGGGAGAGGCGACAGUGGAAGGAGAGGAAGGAGUGCAGGAGGAGAGCAGGUCAGAGAAAAGAAAAGCUCAACUGGCCCGAUCGAGAGACAAAUUCAUCCAGAAUAUUCAGAAUGCUGGUCUCCUAAUGGAGAAGGAGGAAUCAUCUAGUGCAAAGAAGACUAUACAUUAUCUGAAGCUCAGUGCUCCUUGGGAUGUCUUGGUUUAUUAUGCUGAGGAGUUUUGUCUUAGAGCCCCCCUACAGGCACAGCCAAAUCCAGACUUCAACACUUCUGCUCGAGUUCUGCAGAAGCUCUGGGUGCCAAACAUCAUGAUUGACUCCGUUCCCAACCGACCUACGGACUACUACACGUGUGCCUUUCGCAAAUCCAAAAUGGAAAGGUUUCUGGGCUCUGAUGACCGUGAAAACUAUUUCACCAAUACGCAAAGACACAGAAUUGUGUAUGAAAUCUUGGCCCGGACCAACUAUGGCAGACGGAAGCGGGCAGAGGUUGGAGUCGCCCGUUUGCUGAAUGAAGGGGCUUUCACGGGUGCAUUCCCUCUGCAUGAGGGCCCGUUUGAACUCCCAGGCUUUGACAUCAACCCAGAUCAGCUAAAUAAGCGACAGAUUCUGUAUCACUAUUGGGCCAGCUGGAUGAAAUGGUGCAAGUACCAGCCCUUGGAUCACAUCCGUGAAUACUUUGGAGAAAAGAUCGCGCUUUACUUUGCAUGGUUGGGGUUUUAUACAGCGUGGCUUCUUCCAGCUGCUCUGGUUGGGACAUGUGUCUUUGUGUCCGGUAUUAUGACAAUGGGAUCCAAUACUCCAGCGAAGGAGAUCUGUGAGAGUGGAGGACGCUAUCUAAUGUGUCCUCUCUGUGAGACGUGCAAACCCUGGAAUAUGUCUGACAUCUGUCCCAUGGCCAAAGUUGGUUAUCUGUUUGAUCAUCCUGGUACGGUCUUCUUCAGCGUCUUCAUGUCCUUAUGGGCUGUCACGUUCCUGGAGUACUGGAAACGCAAGAAUGCCACUCUCGCUCACCACUGGGAUUGCAUGGAUUUCCAAGAAGAAGAGGAACCUCCACGGCCUGAGUUCGCAGCUAUGGCACCUGCGAUGGAGGAAAACCCAGUGACAGGAGUGAAGGAGCCCUACUUUCCUGAAAAAGCUCGCAUUUCACGCAUGCUGACUGGAUCCAUGGUCAUUGUUAUUAUGCUGUGUGUGGUGAUAAUCUUUCUGGUCACGGUGAUCAUAUAUCGCAGUAUAGUGAGCGUAAUGAUGUUUGAAACUGGGAGUUCUGUUCUGCGCACACAGGCUGGGAAUAUUGCCAAUAUCUCCAGCAGUUUGGUGAACCUGGCCCUGAUCUUGCUGAUGGGGCAGGUCUACACAGCCCUGGCAGAGCAGCUCACUAAAUGGGAAAUGCACAGGACUCAGACGCAGUAUGAAGGUGCCUUUACAUUUAAAGUCUUCAUCUUCCAGUUUGUCAACUUCUACUCGUCUCCUUUCUACGUGGCCUUCUUUAAGGGCAGAUUUGUGGGUUAUCCUGGUCAUUAUGGCACAUUGUUUGGCAUGAGGAAUGAGGAUUGUGGACCAGGGGGCUGUCUGAUUGAACUUGCUGAGCAGCUUUGUAUCAUCAUGGUGGGAAAACAGCUUAUCAACAACAUCCAAGAGUUUAUCAUACCUAAACUGAAGGCUUGGAAACAGAAACGGUCCUUAUCGUCUGUAAAGAAGGCCCAAAGCUCAGCAGAACCUCAGCGGUGGGAGCAAGACUAUGAGUUGAUUCCAUGUGAAGGACUCUUUGAGGAGUACCUUGAGAUUGUUCUGCAGUUUGGCUUCAUCACUAUUUUUGUGGCUGCCUUCCCUCUGGCUCCUCUCUUCGCCCUGCUGAAUAACUGGGUGGAGGUGAGGCUGGAUGCUCAUAAAUUUGUGUGUGAAUACCGAAGGCCCGUGGCUGAGCGAGCGCAGCACAUCGGUGUGUGGUUCAUCAUACUGGAGGCACUUUCCCACGUCUCGGUGAUAGUCAAUGCUUUCCUUAUAGCAUUUACCUCAGAUUUUUUGCCCCGCCUACUGUACCAAUACAAGUUUAACAAUGACCUUCAUGGUUAUGUCAAUUUCACACUGGCAUACUCUCCUCCCAGCUACAACCACACCAGUCAUACUGUGUGCAGAUAUAAAGCAUUUCGAGAUGGAAAUGGAAGAUACAAACUGGUCUACUGGGAGCUGCUGGCGGUCAGACUGGGAUUUAUCAUCGCCUUUGAGCAUGUGGUGUUCUUUGUGCUGCGUGCCAUCGACUGGAUCGUUCCUGACAUACCUGAAUCCUUGCUGCAGAAGAUCAAGAGAGAGCGUUACCUGGCCAAACAGGCACUGGCUGACAACCAGGAGGCCCUGCUGGUGAGUGGCAGGAUGCCUCAUAGGUGAGCAAGCGAAGCGCCCACCUACAUAAGAAUGGUCUGCAGAGAUGAGGGCACGCCAGAAGGGGGCGCACUUGCUAGAAAAUCACUUGACUUGAACUGAUCCAAGAGGGACAUCUUAGUAUUUGCUGCAUUUUUUUAUUUAAGGAAGAAAAUGCACUUGGACUAAAACGUGGCUUCCGUUUGGUGUUAUUUGGUUGUGUGGAGGUGUGUGUGUAGGCUGUAGUGUGUGUGUUUGUAAGCAUGCGUUUCUAAAUAUGGAAGUUCAUGCCAAAUUCGUUCACUAUAAACUUUAGCAACAGGCUGUUUACACGUACAACUUCCUCUAGCUCCAACUGUUUUAAAAGAUGUGAUCUCUACUCCGUCUCUGUCCUCCUGACAAGUGAUGUAUACUGUACCUGUUUAGCUUUAGUGGAAGUUUGCAUUUUUUACCUGAAUACUAAAGUAUAUAUUUGUACUUGACAAAAUGGAAAUUGUAAAAGAUGGCUGAAGCGAAAGAACCUCAUUCUUCAUUACCUGUUGAUAUAAAAUGCUUCU